ACUAAAAGUGUUUUACAAAUGCGCUUUUCAAAACUCAACCAGUCAAAAAUACUUACUGAAUUUUAUUGAUUUAAUCUAUUUGACUAAAAUUAAUAUGACACCAUAAUCUUAUUUAAUAUUUCUUAUUGACCGAACGUAACCAUGCUUACUUAAAAUGGCGAAUAAAUAGAAAUGAUAAUAAAAAUUUAUAAAAGUUUUAACGAGAAAAAUUUUAAUUUCAAAAUCUUGCAACGAUUUGUUACGAGGUUGGUAGAGGUUGGAAAAUUUGAAACACCUAAACAGCAAGCAAAAUACAAAGAUGGUCAGUUGUUCAUGCACAAGAUAUUUGGUUAUCGUGGAGUAAUACUUUUUCCUUGGGUUGCUAAAGUAUAUGACCAUAAUGCAUUGCUUUCUGAUGAUAUACCUUUAAUAAGGAAUUUAACAAAGAGAUCUGGUAAUGAACAGCAUGGGAUUGCAACCACAUUUUAUCAAGUUUUGAUUGAUCAAAGAGAUUGUCCAUACAUAAGAGCACAACCAGAGUCAGUCACAUUCUUAGGAAGCAAAAAUGACAUAUCAUUGUAUGCAAUACCUGGUUUAGAUUAUGUGCAUCAUGAGGACAUUUUGCCCUAUAUUUCUAAUGAUAGCCAACCAAUUCAACAUGAGCUUUUUGAAAAGUUUCUAAGACCAACUAAUGGAGUCCCUGCAUUUGAAGGAAGCUCCACAUUACAAAUGUGGCAUGAAAAGAACCAUAAAUGGCUUGAAAUUUCAGAUGUUCAUCGUGAGACAACAGAAAAUAUUCGGGUCACAGUAGCACCAUUUUAUAUGGGAUCAAGAGUAUGUCAGGUUGUCCAACAGAGUACAGGUUAUUGGUGGCGUUACACAAUUCGUCUGGAGAAUCUUGGUAACGAAUCAGUUCAGCUGCGUGAGCGUCACUGGCGUAUAUUUAGCUUCUCUGGUACUCUUGAAACUGUCCGCGGAAGAGGAGUUGUUGGACAAGAACCUUUAUUGUCACCUGCCAAUCCAGCAUUUCAAUACAGUAGUCAUGUUUCUCUACAGUCUCCUAGUGGUCAGAUGUGGGGAACUUAUCGAAUGGAAAAAUCAGACGGUACAAUUUUUGAAGUUCGUAUACCUCCAUUUGCAUUGGAGAGUAAAGAAGAUGAAAAUAAUUAAAAUGAAGAACUUAUUUCAUUUUAUACUUGACAAAACCUAAUUUUUUUUCAAA
Hydra vulgaris (swiftwater hydra) is the source of this 1201-nucleotide messenger RNA. Its product is annotated as polymerase delta-interacting protein 2. The record is from RefSeq and is a predicted model, not a curated record. Gene Ontology annotation, molecular function: DNA binding. Gene Ontology annotation, biological process: error-free translesion synthesis. Gene Ontology annotation, cellular component: mitochondrial nucleoid; nucleus. Lineage: Eukaryota; Metazoa; Cnidaria; Hydrozoa; Anthoathecata; Hydridae.